UCACAACCAAGUGAAGCAAUUCCUUACAUAUGAAAUACCUCCAAACAAAAGCUAAUAUUUUAGUUUGGUAGUACCAAUCAUAACCUCAACAUUUCAAACGUUUCCAUUAACAAAUAUGUGCUGCCACAAAUUCACCUAAACUAUAUACUUUAUAUUACAUUAUUAUUAUAAAACCCUUCCCUUCAUUCUGUUCCAACAAUUAUUCAAUUUUAUUCCAUUUCAACCUGAAUUUUGUGGUCAAUUUUUUUCUUCUUCUUCUUCAGAAGAUGGGUUUAGUAGAAAGGUCAAAGAAAAAAACCCAUUUAUGGAAGAAAGCAAUGCUUCAUUUUUCUUUAUGUUUUGUGAUGGGUUUUUUCACAGGUUUAGCUCCAACAGGUAAAUCUUUAAUAUUUUCUAGCAAAUUUGAAAUUUCAGUCUCAAAUAGAACAGAAGUUGUAGCACCACAACCUUCUCAAAUCUCAACAAAAAAUGGUAACAAAAGUUGGACAGCUCCAGCACCUAGAAUCCAUAGCCAAAAAACAGCAGCAGCAGCAACAACAAAAUUGCAUGUAAAACCACUACCUCAAUUGAAGCCUAAAAGACUUUUAAUCAUAGUAACACCAACAAGCACAAAACUACCUUAUCACAAUGUUUUUUUGAGAAGGUUGGCAAAUACUAUAAAGCUUGUUGAUCAACCAUUGCUUUGGAUUGUUGUCGAAGCGAAAACCGAAUCAACUGAAUUGCCAGAGAUAUUGAGGAAAACUGGUAUCAUGUAUAGACAUGUUGUUUUCAGUGAAGAGUUCAUGGACUUAGAAGCUGAAUUGAAUCAUCAAAGAAAUUUAGCUCUUAGACACAUUGAACAUCAUAGACUUAGUGGGAUUGUUCACUUUGCUGGCCUUUCUAAUGUUUAUGAUCUUCAAUUCUUCCAACAGCUUAGAGAUAUUGAGGUCUUUGGGACAUGGCCAACGGCAUUAUUACUUGCAAACAGAAAAAGAGUGAUAAUUGAAGGACCUGUUUGUGACUCAUCUCAAGUUAUUGGAUGGCAUUUAAGGAGUAUGAACAAUGAGACAAUCACUUCUCCCAUUCAUAUUUCAAGUUUUGCAUUCAAUAGCUCCAUUCUGUGGGACCCUGAGAGAUGGGGUCGCACUUCAUCUGUUAAAGACACUUCUCAGAAUUCAAUCAAGUUCGUGAAGCAAGUAGUUCUAGAAGAUGAGGCUAAGUUGAAGGGAAUUCCACCGUACUGCUCCAAAAUCUUGCUAUGGCGUUUCAACUUCUUUUAUAGACGCACCAUUUCCAAGCACUAGUUUUCUAACUACUAUACAUCAUAUGUUAGCCAAAGAUAAAGGGGAAUGAUAGAGAAAAUAACGAAUAUUGAAGCAAUUCAGAAAUUGCCAGUACAAGGGUUGCUAUCAUACUGCAAAAUAUACGAAAUUUAUUCAUUUUUUAUCUUUGUAAUUUUCUUCCGUAUAUAUUUUUUAUUUGUGUUCAAAAAUUUUGUUAGCUUACGUAAGAGGGUCUUGUCCUAUGAAGCAAAACUUUUGAAGCAUGUUUGAUUAUUUUUUUAACAUAAAGAUUCUCAAAUCUAAAGCA
This is a messenger RNA of Medicago truncatula (barrel medic), 1569 nucleotides long. Its product is annotated as beta-1,4-xylosyltransferase IRX9. The record is from RefSeq and is a predicted model, not a curated record. Lineage: Eukaryota; Viridiplantae; Streptophyta; Magnoliopsida; Fabales; Fabaceae. Gene Ontology annotation, molecular function: xylosyltransferase activity; galactosylgalactosylxylosylprotein 3-beta-glucuronosyltransferase activity. Gene Ontology annotation, cellular component: Golgi membrane. Bases 267 to 1283 code for a protein of 338 amino acids. Gene Ontology annotation, biological process: glucuronoxylan biosynthetic process; plant-type secondary cell wall biogenesis. The transcript is spliced from 3 exons.